Dibothriocephalus latus is the source of this 891-nucleotide messenger RNA. The record is from the annotation of a GenBank genome assembly. NCBI's taxonomy places the organism in Eukaryota, Metazoa, Platyhelminthes, Cestoda, Diphyllobothriidea, Diphyllobothriidae.
AUGAAUGUUCCACUUGGAAUGAUUGCAAUUUCUGCCGUGAAUCGGAUAUUCUUUUGGGCCUACAAUAUCAAGCGAUUGCAAAUUCCACCUGCAAAUAAUCUGGACUACUCCACCUGGUUCAACAUACCGGACUUUUCUCAUAUGACAUAUGGCAUAGUAUCUGCCACUUAUGCCCAUGGACGCGCUGUUAUUUUCGGCUUUAUCUUUGGAUUUCUCAUAUAUGUUGAGAUAGCACUGAACGGUAUCGUGCCGCUGCGAGGACUGUCAAAGAAACCAAGUCCGAUCGUCGUGGACCACGUCCUCGCUAACAUAGUUUUCCCAAUAAUGGCUCUUUUCCUUGGGAUGCCAAUUAUGUCUGGUGUGCCAAUACGCACAAUCGCAAACAUGGUUGCCCUGGCCAAGAUGGAAUCGAAUCCAGCUCCCGGAAAACCACCAAAGGUUCUCUAUCUUGUCGAGACACGGAUAAAUACCUUGAUUGUUGGUAUACUCGUUACCCUUUCUGUCUUUCUGGGCAACAUCCUUCAAUACAUUCCUGUGGCUGCCUUGUUAGGCUUGUUCCUGUUCCUCGGAAUAUUUGGUCUAAAGGGCCUUCAUUUUCGAAAGCUACUGACAGCUUUGCUUAGUAGAAAGAAAUACUGGUCAGAGUGGAAUAUGCUCAAUGGCAUGCCACGACCACAAGUCAUGGCAUACACGCUAAUCUGGAUAGCACAAUUAGUAAUUCUGUAUAUCCUUCUGGUGGUUGGAGAGUAUGAAAAUCUAAUGAUUGCCUCAACCGCCAUACCCUUCUUCCUGGUUUUUUGUGGAGUCCUUCGAAAUCUGAUUUUGCCUCGAUGGAAAUGGUUGGCGCCUUACUUAGAAAGGAUCGAUCCUCCGGUUGCACCCCAAAAUUAA